Durio zibethinus is the source of this 1002-nucleotide messenger RNA. The record is from RefSeq and is a predicted model, not a curated record. Lineage: Eukaryota; Viridiplantae; Streptophyta; Magnoliopsida; Malvales; Malvaceae.
UCAGCAAUCCUUGUACUCUGCCUCUAUAAAAGAGAGCAUCCAUUUUCACCGUCUUCUGUAGGUCAGCGUCACUCAUUCCCACACCCCCUAAAAAAAAAAAAUCAAUUAAAAGAAAAGGUUUAGUUAUUUUUCUUCUUCUUCUUCUUCUUCUUAUUCUUCUUCUGAUAUCUCCCUGAAUUCCUCGAACUGCAUUCAGCAUUUACUCCUUUUUUUUCUCUGAAAAAAGGUACUAAUAGUAGUGAGAAUUAAGAAUGGAGGGUUUGCCCCCUGGUUAUCGCCCCAACGUUGGUGUCUGUCUAAUCAACUCUGAUAAUCAGGUGUUUGUAGCUUCCAGAUUGAAUGUUCCAGGAGCCUGGCAGAUGCCUCAGGGGGGUAUUGAAGAUGGUGAGGAACCAAGAUCUGCAGCUAUCAGGGAAUUGCGAGAAGAAACUGGAGUGGUAUCUGCUGAAUUUAUUGCAGAGGUUCCUAAUUGGUUGACAUAUGAUUUUCCUUCUGCUGUAAAGGCCAAAGUUAAUCGACUCUGGGGAGGUGAAUGGCACGGGCAGGCACAGAAGUGGUUUCUUAUGAGGUUAACAAAAGAUGAGAGUGAGAUCAACUUAGCAAAUGGAGAGGCAGACCCAGAAUUUGCUGAGUGGAAAUGGGCAGCCCCUGAAGAAGUUGUUGAGCAGGCAGUGGACUAUAAAAGGCCGACGUAUGAAGAAGUUAUGAAGACCUUCAGGCCUUACUUCAGUGACAAUAGGCAAUAGCAAAGCCGCAAAAUGUAAAUCAACAAAAUGGUGAAUGCUAUGGUGUGUUUUAGUAGGUUUCUCUCCAUGUUUUUUUUUUUUGCUCUUGGUAGUGAUUAUAUUUGGACUCUCUUAAUCCAUCUUUGCUCUCUGUAAAUGGAUACUGCAGCUAGCACUUCAAAUUUAGAUGGUUGUUUCAUUGUAAUAAGAUCUUUGUUGUGCAAAAGAAAUACGAUGCUCUUGGUUUUUGAUUGGACCUUUUGCAUCAUCUUUUUGC